UGUAACUAUUUUCCUGUUUAAAAAGCAGACUUGAUAGAUUUUGUAUUGCAUUGACUGACUUGACUUGUCUGUGUCUCAGAGUGAGCUGAGCAGGCUGAAUCGAGCUCAUCGUGAGCUGAAGGAGAGGUUUGAGGAGGAGCACCGUCAGAUGGAGGAGCUGCAGCAGAGACGCGGUGAGUUAGAGGAGCAGAGGAGGAGCCAGGACCGAGUGUUAGAGCGACUGCAGGAGGAGAUGAGCGCGGCGGUGACUGGGUCGGAGCAGGAGACGCUGAGGCUGCAGGAGGAGGUGGAUGCGCUCAGAGAUCAGAGCCAGAGAGAACUGGACACGCUACACACACAGCUACAUGACACACACACACAACUACAGACACACACACAUGCCACACAGGAGUAUCAGAGAGAGCGGUGUAUUUUGGAGGAGAAACUCUCUCGCUGUGAGUUUGAACUGAACGAGGCGGAAAUGAAAACUCAGCAGCUGCAGAGGAGAAUAAAAGAGCUGGAGGAGAAACAACAAACACACAAUGACAGACACAGCAAACUCAUGGAGGUGCGAGUGUGUGAGCUGGAGCGGAGUGUGUUAGAAGAGCGCAGCAGCUCAGACGCACUCAUGAAAAGACUGGAACGAGGACGAGAGCAGAUGGAGCAGGUGAGAGCUGAAGUGCUGCAGGAACGAGCCGCUCGACACGAGCUGGAAUGUGACAAGAUCCGUCUGGAGCGACAGAAUAAGGAUCUGCGGGGCCGUGUGGCACAGCUGGAGGGAUCUCAGCGCAUCGGUCAGGAUGCUGUGGUCUCCAAACUGCAACUGCACCUGCAGGAGCUGGAGGAGAGGCUGCUGGGAGAGGAGAGAGAGAAGAGUGAGCUGCAGCAGAUGAGCCGUAGACUGGAGCGCCGCAUGAAGGAGCUGACGCUGCACCUGGAGGAGGAGAAGCUGUCGCUGCAGGACCAGAGAGACCAGCUGGCUCUCCGUCUGAAAACCCUGAAGCGUCAGCUGGAUGAAGCCGAGGAGGAGAUCGAGAGAAUGGAGAACAACAGGAAGAAGCUGCAGAGAGACGUGGAGGAGCAGCAGGAGCUCAACGAUCAGCUGAAGAUGGAGAUCUGCGGCCUCCGCAACCACAUCAGGCGCAACACGAGACCCAAUAAAGCACAGACUCCAGCUGAUGAAGAUGAUGAUGAGGAGGAUGAAGAUGAGACUGACGUGACACUAGAUGGAAAAUAGCUGCUGAACAUGUAACUCAAGUAAUUAAUCAUCUGCAUUUACUAAUGUUACUACGGUAAAACGAGCUGUCACUCAAAACGAGGCUGAUUACAUCAGCAGGGAUAGGAUUAUGAAGCUGCUGAUCACAUGACUGAAUGGUCACUCUGAUAUAAACACCUGUAACAUGAAUUCUGUCACAUUCAGCUCAAAUUAUUCCUUAUCAUGUCAUCCGUGUCUAUUUGAUCAGAAGUCACUGUGAAAAAUUAAUAUGGUAUGUAUGUUUUAAUGAAGCUGUUUCAGGUGUUUCAGGUGCGGUUUGAGCGUGUGACACAGAUUUAAAUCCAGAUAUCAAAACUCUACAGUGUACAUGUACAGUGAACAUAUGAUACUCUUGAU
Molecule: messenger RNA, 1591 nt
Organism: Carassius auratus (goldfish)
Lineage: Eukaryota; Metazoa; Chordata; Actinopteri; Cypriniformes; Cyprinidae
Product: cingulin-like protein 1
Exons: 9
Coding region: 149-1216 (355 amino acids)
Cellular component (GO): myosin complex; bicellular tight junction
Source: RefSeq, a predicted model, not a curated record